GAUUGUGAUUGGCCAGUUUCAUCGCACUGUCUAUUCCACAAUCCUCAUUGGUCAUUUCCGGAGCAGCAUGAUUAAUGCGAGACGGAUUUGAUUUCGGCAAACACUUCUUAUAUCAGUUCUCCCCUCUACCUUUCAAGUAUCUGUUUAUUAUGCCAGUGAGUUAAGAGACCUGACCGGUGGACUAUCGGGGAUAUUUCGUCCCUGUGGUACAUAUUCUUCGAGACUCCUAUCGUCGACUCGACGCGUCUGGACGCGUUAAGUGGUUUCUCAACAAAACAUCUAUUCACUACAAGCAGAUCGGAAAUCUACUCAUUCAGGAUUGUUUUCAGCUCGAUACUAGGCUGGGUACAUCAACUAUCCGCCUCUCCAUCUCGGAGCCUUCCCACAUCAGACUUACGUCCAUAAGGAUUCCCAACACAAUGGAGAAAGACCAUACAUCAUCUACCGACACCGCCUUAUCAACGGCAAAUGUCAACACUGCAAAGAAUCAAACCAAGAAACUCAAAUCAGAAACUGCCGUUCUACAUAAACACAGCAUUUCCUCAAAAAUCAUCAAACGGUCUUCUCCAUCUCAGCCGUUCAAAACCCAUAAGAACCAGAAACACCAAUCCACAUCACCCAUUGCCCUUACCACCACUCUUCUGCUCUCUCCACCUACACUCUCCUCAAUAACCAAAUCCCUCCACCGCAUCUCUUCCCACCCCACUCUGACCCCUUACCGCCGUCUCGUCUACCGUACCCUUCUCUCCGUCCCUCCAGGCCGCUGGACCACAUACGCCGCGUUAUCCACACAUCUCAACUCCAGCGCACGUGCUAUCGGGAAUGCCAUGCGAACGAAUCCAUUCGCACCGGAUGUGCCGUGCCACCGGGUCCUGGCGACGGAUCGGACGAUUGGAGGGUACAAGGGAGCGUGGGGAAAUGGGGGGAGUUAUGCUGUGGAGAAGACGAAGUUGUUGAAAGGGGAAGGAGUCAUUUUUGAUGAUAAGGGAAGAGCGAUGGGGCAGUGUUUUGAGGAUUUUAAGGAUUUGGGAAAGGUUGAUUUGGGUCUGAAAGAGUAGAUGGGAGCUUCGGGAUGGGAUGGUGGGUUUGGAGCAGGAUGAUAAUUUCUGGGUCUCUGAGUUUCGUUUUGACAGGUGUUUGUUCUAUGCGCGCAAUCUGCUGUACACCAGAACUUAGGAUGCAUUUGCUGAUUACUUUUUGAUGUCUGAGGUUCAUACCCUGCGAGCAAUACUAGAGAUGUAAGAUUCGCAAGAGCUACCAGCAGGUCGAGUAUGGACAAAAUAUCCGCAACCGCUUGCAAGAGUGUUGAUACUGAGACACGGGGUAUAAGAAGCAAGACUUUUCUUAAGGUCGACGUUUAGAUAAGACUAGCCCCUACGGUUCUUAUAACCGGGUAUGGUAACUAUAAGACCAUCAAG
Molecule: messenger RNA, 1418 nt
Organism: Paecilomyces variotii
Lineage: Eukaryota; Fungi; Ascomycota; Eurotiomycetes; Eurotiales; Thermoascaceae
Product: 6-O-methylguanine DNA methyltransferase
Exons: 1
Coding region: 420-1058 (212 amino acids)
Biological process (GO): DNA repair
Molecular function (GO): methylated-DNA-[protein]-cysteine S-methyltransferase activity
Source: RefSeq, a predicted model, not a curated record